AAACAAAGUUAAACGGGAGAUUUGUUUUGAAAAUCCAAUGACCGGAAACUGUGACAGUCGCUGACUUGUUAGCUUUUGUGACACGCUGUGUCCUCCAACACUCGAGAUUUGGCAGCCGGUCAUUUAAGGUCAAGAGCACCAAAAUCAUGGUGUUUGAGGAGAAGAUGAUCCUGAACGGAGAGCCCGGGGAUGAGGAGGAAGAAGAGGAGGAAGAAGAGCAAGACAUGGUGGAUCCCCUUGAAACGAUGCGACAGAAGUGUGAAGAGACAGAGCACUGCGUUCACACUCGGGAGCGCCUGGAGCAUUGUGAGACCAGAGUUGGCUCCCGGUCUUCGACGGCGGAGGAUUGUACUGAGGAGCUGUUUGACUUCCUGCAUGCUCGGGACCACUGUGUGUCAAACAAACUCUUCCAUUCGGUCAAAUGAAGUCUUCCUGUUGCACCGCUGGCUGAUGACAUUCUUCAAAUAUUGUAUUAUGAGGAGAACAUGGUUUUAAACACAUUUAUUUGUGGAUAUACUAUAUGUUGUAACUUUAAACAUAUACUAUAGUGUAUCUGUAUGUGUGAAGGAAGUAUUUCAUUAAAGAGCUUUAUAACCUUA
Molecule: messenger RNA, 599 nt
Organism: Etheostoma spectabile (orangethroat darter)
Lineage: Eukaryota; Metazoa; Chordata; Actinopteri; Perciformes; Percidae
Product: cytochrome b-c1 complex subunit 6, mitochondrial
Exons: 4
Coding region: 147-425 (92 amino acids)
Biological process (GO): mitochondrial electron transport, ubiquinol to cytochrome c
Cellular component (GO): respiratory chain complex III
Source: RefSeq, a predicted model, not a curated record